Messenger RNA from Zonotrichia albicollis (white-throated sparrow), 1310 nucleotides. The record is from RefSeq and is a predicted model, not a curated record. Lineage: Eukaryota; Metazoa; Chordata; Aves; Passeriformes; Passerellidae.
CAUUCUUUUAUAUAAAAUAGUAAAUUAGCCUGCUAAGAACAUGGAGUCAGAUCCAUCCUUUCCUCCUUCAUCCGGGGGACCCAGCAAAUACCACAAUCCCCGCCAACCAUGGGAAUGCCUUCCCAAAAACCCCCCUGGGAGGGUGGGAUUCUGCUGUGGCCAGGGGGGGUUUGUGCUGAUUGUGUGCCAGUAAGGAUCCCAAAUGGAUUUAUUUCUUCUCCCCCAUGGAACCCCCGGAACAGCAACUGUUCAACUGCCAGGCCCUGCGCAAGCUCAGCAUCCCCGACAACGACCUGUCCAGCCUCCCCACGUCCAUCGCCAGCCUGGUCAACCUCCGUGAGCUCGACAUCAGCAAGAAUGGAAUCCAAGAUUUCCCAGAAAACAUUAAGUGUUGUAAGUGUUUAACAAUAAUCGAAGCCAGCGUCAACCCCGUGUCCAAGCUGCCAGAUGGCUUCACACAACUUCUAAAUUUGACCCAGCUCUAUCUAAACGAUGCCUUUUUGGAGUUUCUUCCAGCUAACUUUGGAAGACUUGUCAAAUUGCGAAUUUUGGAGUUAAGAGAAAACCACUUGAAAACUCUACCAAAGUAAGUGCUAGGGUCUUUCCAAUGAUUCACCUGGAAUUUCCAGAAGUGCCAAAUAUCUGGAUUGCCUGAGGUUCUUGAACAAAUCCAGAAUCUGAAGGAGUUGUGGAUGGACAAUAAUUCCUUGCAAGUGCUACCUGGGUCUAUAGGGAAGUUAAAACAGCUCGUGUACCUGGAUGUGUCCAAAAACAGGAUCGAGACGGUCGACCUGGACAUCUCGGGCUGUGAGGGGCUGGAGGAUCUCCUCCUCUCCUCCAACAUGCUGCAGCAGCUGCCAGAUUCCAUAGGAUUGUUGAAGAGACUGACAACCCUGAAAGUGGAUGACAACCAGCUCACCAUCCUGCCCAAUGCCAUCGGAAACCUGUCCCUGCUGGAGGAAUUUGACUGCAGCUGCAACGAGCUGGAGUCGCUGCCCUCCACCAUCGGGUACCUGCACAACCUGCGCACCCUGGCCGUGGACGAGAACUUCCUGCCGGAACUGCCCCGAGAGAUUGGGAGCUGUAAGAACGUGACUGUGAUGUCCCUGCGCUCCAACAAACUGGAAUUUCUGCCUGAUGAGAUUGGCCAGAUGCAGAAACUGAGGGUGUUAAAUCUGAGUGAUAACAGCUUCACUUUCAUCACUAUUCCCAGCUUCACAUUCAUCACCGGCAAUCCCUGUUGUCCCUUUGGAUGAGCCCACAGGUUCACACCAAGGAGAGCUGGGGCUCCCCUUCCUGCUGGAGCAUUC